This is a messenger RNA of Penicillium malachiteum, 1074 nucleotides long. RefSeq lists its product as uncharacterized. The coding region runs from base 1 to 1074 and encodes 357 amino acids. Lineage: Eukaryota; Fungi; Ascomycota; Eurotiomycetes; Eurotiales; Aspergillaceae. The record is from RefSeq and is a predicted model, not a curated record. Gene Ontology annotation, cellular component: cytoplasm. The transcript is spliced from 4 exons. Gene Ontology annotation, biological process: NADPH regeneration. Gene Ontology annotation, molecular function: oxidoreductase activity; nucleotide binding.
AUGUCUGAGAAGCUCCAAGUGGCUGUUGCUGGCAUUGGUCGCAUGGGAAUGCGCCAUGCCCGUCACUUCGCCACUCUAACUCCCCGCGCCGAACUCAUUGCUGUCUGUUCUCCUGUUCAGUCCGAGCUAGAUGCCGCCAAAAAUGAGUUCAAGGGAGUACGCACCUAUACCGACUAUGAUCAGAUGCUGCAGUCAGAGAAGACUCUCCAGGCUGUUGUUGUCGCCAGUGCCACCACUGUGCACGCCGAACAAGCUAUCAAGGCGAUCCAACGAGGUUUGCACGUUCUCUGCGAGAAGCCCAUUAGUACCAGUCCUGAGAUUUCCCAGUCGGUUGUCGAUGCCUACGAUGCCUCUAUUAAGAAAUUCACCAACCAAAAAGUUAUCUGUGGCUUCUCUCGUCGUUUCGAUGCCUCGUACCGUGAUGCUCACCGUCGCAUGGCUACCGGUGAUAUUGGUACUCCAUCCGUCUUCCGGUCGCAGACUUGUGAUAAGCUUGAUCCUAGUGGAUUCUUCGUUGCGUACGCUGAGUUCUCCGGUGGUAUCUUUGUGGACUGCUCGAUUCACGAUAUUGAUCUUGCUUUGUGGUUCUUCGGUGAGCAGACUAAGGUCAAGAGUGUUACUGCUAUUGGUAUCACGGCUGUACAGCCUGAUCUGCGUAAGCACAAUGAUCGCGAUAAUGCCUUGGGAAUUAUUGAGUUUUAUGGAGGCAAAAUCGCCCAACUUUACUGUUCCCGCAUGAUGGCUGCUGGACAAGAAGAUUGCACCGAGAUCUUCGGCACAAACGGCAAGAUCGCAAUUAACACACAGCCCCAACUUAACCUUGUCAACUUAUACGAGUCUUCUGGUAUCCGUCGCGAGAUUCCAGCUGAUUACUAUGGUCGAUUCCGCGAGGCGUUCAUCACUGAGGCUAAUGAGUUCACGGCUUCUUGUUUGGAUAACACUCCCCCUCCUCUUCGUUUGAAUUCCGCUGUGAAGGCUGUUACUAUUGGAUGUGCGUUGCAAGAGUCGUUGAUUACUGGGAAGAAGAUUGAUUUUGAGGAGAAUGGAAAGAGAAUUGAGGAUUCCAAGCUGUAG